ACCUCCUCUCCCGCGACCUUCAUUUCUCCAUCAAUGGCGGAUCCCGGUCCCCCUCAACCCACUCCUAACCCUAGCCCCCCACCAAAACGCAACCAAGACCGCGACUUUCUUCUCCACCUUGAAUCCUACCUCGCUCACCGCGACGGCGUCGACAAGCUCCUCAAGAUCUCCCGCUACACCGCCAAGCUCCUCCUCUCCUCCUCCUCCCUCCCCAAAACCCUAACCCCGAACCUCAAAUCCUUCGAUUCCAGCGUCGGCCUCAGCCGCAAAGCCUUCCGCCUCGGCAAAUUCGUCCAGGAUCUCAACUCCCUCCGCCUCUCAAACCCUAGUUCCCCCUCCGACCUCGCCCUCGUACUCCUCGCCUACGGCGGCGAGGGCGUCUACUACUUCAUCGAACAGCUCGUCUGGCUGUCCAAAACCGGUCUCAUUUCGCCCAAUUACGCCAAAAAGUUCUCAAAGAUCAGCGCUUGGGCUGAGCUGAUUGGGUACGUGGGGAGCAUUACGAUGAAAGUUAGGGAUUUGAGGGAGUUGAGGUUGAGAUUGGAGCUGGUGAAGGCGGACGAGGAGAGGGGGAAGUUGGAGGAGAAGGUGAUGAUGAAGACGCUCUCGAUUGUGCAGGAUUUGGCUGACGCGGUGAUGGCGGUCGCAGACGUGAGGGAUGGGAAGGGAGCAAUGACCGGGCCGACGCUGAUGGCGUCUGCUGGGUUGGUGUCCGCAGUUAUCAGCACGCAUAAGAACUGGAAAUCUUGUUGAUGGGGAAGAGUGAUUGGGAGCUUCAAGCGGAAAAUGGCCGAGAGAAGUUAUGGUAUGAUGCCCGUGCUAAGCUCCAUAGCUAAGGUGAUCCCGAGCAAUCGUAUGAGGACUUGCACGAGUUUGUCUGUCGAGAGUGGGUGACGAUUUGAUCUUGAAAAGUAAGUACUCAGCUGAAAGGAGAUCUCUAAAAUCAAAGCCGUGCCCUUCGAUAGAGGAAAGGGUUAAUUACACAGAGACCCGCUAUAUCAUUUUGUUGCGCGACUUCUGACAGAUGGACCUCUUCGUCCUCGAACUAAACGUCAUUAGAGAUUUGUGGCAGCCGGCCCCUCUGAGAUAUUGCACCCCACCGCUAUUUUCCUCCCUCUUCUGUUCCUUUUCGCACAAUCCAAUAGAGAGUAAACGUACGAUGGCGGGGUUCAGUUCAGUUCGAUGAGGUUCCAAUAUCAAAUUUAAUGUGUAAUGAGUGGCACAUUGCGACACACGGGUUUAUAU
This is a messenger RNA of Asparagus officinalis (garden asparagus), 1245 nucleotides long. Its product is annotated as peroxisomal membrane protein 11A. Gene Ontology annotation, biological process: peroxisome fission; regulation of peroxisome size. The record is from RefSeq and is a predicted model, not a curated record. The transcript has 2 exons. Lineage: Eukaryota; Viridiplantae; Streptophyta; Magnoliopsida; Asparagales; Asparagaceae. Gene Ontology annotation, cellular component: peroxisomal membrane. Bases 34 to 753 code for a protein of 239 amino acids.